Molecule: messenger RNA, 4263 nt
Organism: Pantherophis guttatus
Lineage: Eukaryota; Metazoa; Chordata; Lepidosauria; Squamata; Colubridae
Source: RefSeq, a predicted model, not a curated record
AAGGCUGCGGCUCUGGAAGGGACUGGGGGGGUCCAGCUGGAUCUCUGCCCCCCCCCUCCCAGCUCAAAGCACCCCACACCUGCUGGCCGGGACAGAGGCACCCCCCGUCAACCCUGCAGGACAGGUGAGCCAUGGCUGGGCCCAGCCCCCCCAGCUACGUCCGGGAAUUCACCCGCCACUCCAGCGACGUCCUGACGAACCUGAACGAGCUGCGCAAGCGACAGAUCCUGACGGACGUCACCUUGAGGGUGGGGGGCUGCCCCUUGCGAGCCCAUAAGGCUGUCCUGACCGCUUGCAGCGGCUUCUUUUAUUCUGUUUUCCUGGGCCACGGAGGCCACGAAGUCAGCAUGCUGACCCUCCCCAGCUCCAUCGAACCCGUGGGCUUCCAAGCCCUCCUGGAUUUUAUGUACACCUCCCGCCUCCUGCUCAGUCCGGGCACGGCGCCCGCGGUGCUGGUCGCCGCUUCUUAUUUGCAGAUGGAACAUGUAGUCCAGAGCUGUCACCGCUUCCUCCAGGCCAGCUACGACCGGCUCACCUUCCUGCUGCCCCCUCUGGACCCCCAGACCCAAAUAUUCCGGCCGCUGGAAGACGAACCGUCACUGCAACGAGACUCCAUCGCGGCCCCCUUUUCCCGAGGGGCCACCACCGAAGGGUCCCCGCAGCCUGCAUCUUUUCGCCCCCCGGAGAAGGAAUCGGGAGCCGUCAGAUCCCCGGGAGCCGGGGAUCUCUUCCCGGUGGUCCACCCGGCCUCCCCCGCCGAAUCCAGCGGCUGCACCCCGAUCCCGGACCCCAAAAUUUGCAACUGGAAGAAGUACCGUUUCAUCGUCCUCAAUUCCACGCUGCGCCAGACGGAGGGCGAGGCGGGACAGUCUGGCAGCUCCGGAGAAGGAAGCCCCGCCCCCAGGAGGCCUCCGGGUGACCUCCGGUGCUCCGUUUGCAACCCGGCGCCCUCCGCGCUCUCUUCUCAGCCCCCCAAGGGCCUUUCUGCGCAAAGGAGAGACGGCGGCAGCCCCGGCAGUGGAUCCUCCAGCUGCCAGGCCUGUGAUCUGCACUAUCUCCGGGAAGAGGACGAAGAGGAAAGAGGCAGCCCAGCCCCCGGCCCAGAUGCAAAGGAAAAACCUUACAAAUGCCAUUUCUGCAGCUCUGCUUUCCGUUGCAAGGGGAGCCUGGCUAGUCACCGAGCCUUGCACGCAGGGGAGAAGCCCUACCAUUGCGGGAUUUGCGGGGCCCAGUUUAACCGGCCGGCAAACCUCAAGACGCACUUACGCAUUCACUCCGGAGAGAAACCCUACAAGUGCGAGAUGUGUGGGUCCUGUUUUGUCCAGGUGGCGCAUCUCCGAGCCCACGUCUUGAUCCACACGGGCGAGAAGCCCUACCCAUGUGGCAUCUGUGGCACACGCUUCCGACACCUGCAGACCCUCAAAAGCCACCUCCGCAUCCACACCGGGGAGAAACCUCCGCAGUGCGAGCAGUGCCGCGUCCACUUCCGCCACAAGAGCCAGCUGCGCCUGCACCUGCGACAGAAACACGGCGCCGUCACCAACACCAAGAUCCGCUACCAGGUGCUGGAUGGCCCAUACGCCACCGUCUGCUGAGGCCGGGAAUCCUUGUCGUCACAAACCACGAUUGCUGGUUUCCGGGCCAGGAAGGGAUCCGAUGCGCCGUGUUUCGCGAACGGAGAAAUUUCCCUUUGAGCCUCCCUUUUCCACGUUCCACCUUUGCGGUGCAGGUAGUCCUCGACUUACGGACGGUUCAUUUAGCGACCGUCCGAAGUUACAACGACACUGAAAAAAAGUGACUUAGCCCGUUUUUCACACUUACGACAGUUGCAACAUCCCCACGGUCAAAAUUCAGGUCUCCGUCAUUCCCCUUUUGCGACCUUCUGACCAGCUCAGUCAAUUGAGGAAUGUGGAUUCGCUUAAGGACCGGCUGAUUCGUUGAACAGCCGCAACGAUUUGCUUAACCACCGCGAGGAAGAAGAAGGUCACAAAACGGGGCGCGAUUCAUGUUACGGCCAGAGCGAUUGGCUUAACCGUCGGGGCAAAGCAGUUGGCAAAAGUCGGACGUGACUCACUUAACGACGGCCUCGCAUAGCAACGGAAAUUCUGGUCCCAAUUGAGGUCGUAAAUCCGAGGAUUGCCUGCAUGUUUCCAGAAGGUGGGGAAGGGGAGGGGUCAAAAAAGACCCCCGUUAUUAUUGCUCCCCCGUUCUAAUCUGAUUCUUUCCAGCUUCGACUACAACUCCCAUCUUCCCCAUUGCUGGUUGGUGGGGGAUGAUGGGAAUCGCAAGCCUAACGUUCUUGAGGGAGGCUAUUCCAGAAUUAUCCCACCCCCUCUAUUUUUGGAGAACAAGGGGAGGGGGGCUUUGAACAGGGGUUAAAACCCCCAAAUUUAUAUCAGAUUUGCCAUUUUUGAUUUGUUCGGUGUCGGGAAUUUGAGGAGGGGGCAAUAUUUGCCGUGAAUUUUGCUCGUUCAAAAGGCUCGUUUGAAGCCUUUUCUUGCAGGAAAUUUGGGGUGGGGGGGGCAGCAUUUCAGAAGUGGAAGUGGAAAGGAAUGGAAAGGCAGAUUUAAACCAAGAAUGCUGGUUUAUUUGAAAGCAUUUGGGUUUGCCCAAUUCACAUCCAGUAGCAAUGCCCCCCACCCCCAUAAUACUACCCACACACACCCACUGGCCUCAAGCCCACCUUCCCAAAUCGUUUGCAGAGAUGCCCCCAGUUUUCUUUUCUGCCCCAAGAUCAGAAACCGACGAUAUAUUUUAACCCGGUUUGGCCCCGUCGCUUCUCACAGCCUUCCUCCAAUUCCAGGGAAGCCCCUGCUGGGGACAAUAGGGUUUGUAGUCCAACAUACCUGGAGGUCUUUGGAGUGGUGUGGUGGCCUAGAGGCGACCCACAAUCAGGAGGCUGUGAGUUCGAUCCUAGGUAGAGUCAGAUAUUUCUCUCUCUCUCAGCACAAUGAGAAAUAUAUCUGCCGAACAAAACUCCGCACUGGCGACAAGAAAGGCAUCCGGCCAGUAAAACACUCAGCUCCAUUCAGUUGCCUAGACUCCACCCCGCAAGGGAUUAUGGGGUCGUUAAAAUAUUAUGAUGAUAUAAACCUAAAUGCUGAGUGGUGCAGUGGCCUAGAGUGCAGGAGGCCGUGAGUUCAAUCCUAGGUAGAGGCAGAUAUUUCUCUCUUUCCUUUCUUUGAUUUUUUUGUUUUUUUAAUUUUAAAUAUCUGAUUUACUUUCCCUCCUGUCCUUUUUCUGCAUUAUUUUGCUGGCUGAAUAAUGUUUUCUUUCUAGCCUUCUGUCUUUAUUUUAAUUUUUAAUUUUAUUUUUUAAUAUUUUUAUCGUUUCGGUUCCGGUUGGUCCUUUGUGCCAACGCCCUGCGGCUACGUUUCAAUUUCUUGCUCUUUAAUAGGAUGGGUUUGAUAUUGCUGGAGAGAAGGCUGCGGGAAGAAAGGAAGGAACACGCUGAGGUCUAGCACCUUGAAAAGUCAUCCUGUAGUGUAGUAGAAGGUUUCAUAGGGUCUUGAUAAGAGAGCUGCUUUUUUUACCGGUGGCUCAAAAACUGAGCAAAAAAAGGGGAACCUUCCUAGCAGGAAAAUCCAGGAAGUCCUCGAUUUACGACAGUUCGUUUAAUGACCGUUCCAAGUUUUACAACGGCACUGAAAAAAAGAGAUAACGGCCAUUUUUUCACACUUACGACCGUCACACAGCAACCCCCCGGCGUUCAAAAUUUGGACGCUUGGCCACCGACUCACUUUUACGACGGUCGCAAUGUCCCGGGGGUCUCGUCACCUCCCUUUUUGGCGACCUUUGGACAAAGCGGAGUCUAACAGGGAAGCCCGAUUCACUUAACGGCUGAAGGUCGUACAAUCGGGCGCGACCCACUUAACAACCGCCUGAAAUUCUGGUCUCUAUUCUGGUCGUACGUCGAGGACUGCCCGUGGGUUCAGAACGGGGAUUGUUGGUGUGGAAAGCGGGGGGACUCUGAUUUAUUUUAUUUUUUUUUGCAAAGUGGGAUGCCCGAGGUUGCAGGCCAACCUUGAAACGGAGGAUUUGAAGGUCGUAAAAGCGAGACACCCCUCCCAAAAGGCUGGAUCCUUAUUGACUGGGGGGGGGGUGAAGGAGGAGGAGAUGGAGAGGCAGUUUGGAGGGGGGCCCCUCAAAGAAAGAACCCCCCCCUCCAAGUUUUUUCAAGUCACAGGGGCUGAAGUGCAAAGGCUCGAUUGUAUAGCCUGGGGGGGGGGGGGACUCACUUUAAUAAAGCUAACAUUAUUUUAA